Messenger RNA from Brachypodium distachyon (stiff brome), 1690 nucleotides. RefSeq names its product armadillo repeat-containing protein 6. The coding region runs from base 70 to 1449 and encodes 459 amino acids. Lineage: Eukaryota; Viridiplantae; Streptophyta; Magnoliopsida; Poales; Poaceae. The transcript has 8 exons. Gene Ontology annotation, molecular function: protein binding. The record is from RefSeq and is a predicted model, not a curated record.
CAACAAAGCCUAAUCCUUCUGAAUCUCUCGGCAGUCGGCACCCAGGCCAACAACAGGCGGAAGCAGGAAAUGGCGAUCGCGAUCUCGCAGGAAGCCUUCGACGACAUGGUCCGGGAGAACAUGGAAGACCUCGGCAUGGACCCCGAGCAGGCCCUCGCUGACGCCGUCGACGUCCUCACCCUCCAGGGCGCCGACCUCGCCGGGAUCAUCAAACGCGUGCCUGGGGAGGCCGCGGCGGCGGAGGUAAGCCCGGUGAUGCGCGUGCUGGACGAACUGAAGGCCUCUGCCAGUCACAGUGGCAGGUCGGAGGAAGAGCUUGACAGGUUGGUCUCCUCGCUGGAUGACUUGCGCGAGCUGUGCUCCGGCGAGGGGUCGGAGAAUGCGGCCGUGGCGACGCGGAAUGGCGGCGUGGAGGCGCUCGUUGCUCUGUGUGCGUCUGCUGGGGUCAAGCAGGAGAGGCUGCUUUCUUCAGGCUUGAAGGCGUUGAGCUCCAUGAUCCGAGAUGUGGGAAGCACUGAAAAGUUCAGGCAAAGCCAAGGGCCGAAAAUUGUCAUGGAUAUCUUGAAAGGAGCUUUGGAAAGUUCAGAUAUACUGGAUGGUGGUUUUGGUGUUGUGGCGAUGGGAUCGGCUGGCAAUGAAGUUGUGAAAGAAUCCUUUAUGGACAUGAAGGUUGCGGAACUCAUUCUGCAGGUUAUGAGGGAGAAAUCAAAUUGUAAAGUGCAAAGCUUGUAUGACGCCAUACGUGUUCUACUGACACCCGACGAUAACCGAGUGGUGGCUUCUCAAGUAUAUGGAUAUUCUCGGAAAUUUGCAGAAAUUGGGAUUGCAGAAGUUCUUGUCAACGCACUCCGUGAGCAAGUUGCUCCAUCCAGCCUACCAUCAGCUUGUGCUGCUUUGAAGGCGAUUGCUGUUAAUGAUGAAAUAUGCCGGUCCAUAUCUGAAAGUGGUGGAAUUGAUGUGCUUCUUCAGUGCAUUGAUGAGGCUGGGGUACAGAAGAAUAAAGUUAUAGCAAAAUCAUGCUGCUCUUUGUUGUCUAAGCUGGCUGGAAGUGACGCAAACAAGGCCAAUAUCAUUCAGCAAGGUGGUUUUGAUAGGUUCUUGAAGCUGGCAUCCAGAUUUUCUGAAGACCCAUCAGUAACACAGGAGGUAAUGUCUAUAGUGACCGUCCUUACACUGCGGUCACCAGAACAUGCAGCGCUUGCAAUAAGGGUAGGUUAUGGUACUCUGGCCAUACAAGCAAUGCAAAAGUUUCCCUCCUCUGCCCUGACUCAGAAGCAAGCAUGUCUCAUGAUUCGUAAUCUCGUGGUGAGAAACCCAGAAAACAGGACGAUCUUACGUAACGAAGGCGUGGAGAAGCUCAUCAGGAAGGCCAAGGCAAUACACGGAAGCUGCAAAGCUGCUGCCACAGAUGCCUUGAGAGACCUGGGAUUGGACAACUACAACACGUAGACGUCAGAGAUAGACUACUGUGUGUAAAGUUUGGCCAUCCGAGGAUGUUUUGAAGAAAUACAUGAUGUCUGGGUUCAUGGAGCCGGACUACUGCGUUUGUGUCUGUUUCUGAUCACAGUUUUGGGGAAACUUUGAGUUGUGUGGUUACAUCAUUAUGUCACCUGCUUCGUGAACUAGUCCACAAUUAGACCACGUAGUGAAACAAAAAAAAUGCAGGUAUAUGAACUCUCGUGCGCUACAA